Molecule: messenger RNA, 627 nt
Organism: Talaromyces atroroseus
Lineage: Eukaryota; Fungi; Ascomycota; Eurotiomycetes; Eurotiales; Trichocomaceae
Exons: 2
Coding region: 1-627 (208 amino acids)
Source: RefSeq, a predicted model, not a curated record
AUGGCCAUCAGCACCCGAUCAUUUUUAGAUCUACCCAAUGAGGAUUUGUGGAAAUUACUUGCGGAAAAGGGAUAUGAACAGUUGCUUAUUCCAUUUGGAAAAGCUUUGGCAUGGUCAUACGCUAAGGGCGAAAGAGGAUUGGAAGCUAUUCGUCUCCUCCAAAAUAUCUGGGACCAGGACGAGCCUUUUCUUUUAAAGGAACCAGAGGAUACUUGGUUAGGACGUCCUUUAACUCUUCUACCAAUUAAAAGGCUUUUAGAUCAGCUUUAUCCAAUGGAUGACAGCCACUCCCCUACCACUACAGAACUGCAGGAGUUUCACGAAGUUCCAUUCACCAAAAUCCGCCCAGGAGAAAUCGAAUGGAACGUUAGCAUAAGCCAGGUGGAUAAAUCCCAGCAAACCCAACUUUUGGAAAAUGGGAUCCUAUUUGAAAGAGACUUUAUAAUGAUCAAGUUCAGCCCCAUGAUGCCAACACUUGAAUCUGCACCGCCGUCUCCGACGCCAUUGCCCACUAUGCCCGUCCACUACAUCCGUCCAAACACCACCAGUGACAGAGCCUUGGUUGAAAGUCUGGAUGACGAGCUUCGACACUAUACUUGGUGGAGCACCGAGAUCCGCCGUUGUUAA